AUGACCAAUUAUUUUCGAAGGAGCGUUUUACCUUCUCGCCUCGUUACCCGUCAACCACUAAAAAUUGCGUUAAGAAAUUCAAACCCUCCUCUGUUUCUUUCGAGACCUUAUACAAAUUCCGCUCCUAAUGAGUCUGCUUCCUUCGCCUGGAAAAAGAAAUGGGAUCCAGUACAAAUCUAUUUACGUUCUAUCAACUGGAAACAGCGAAUAAGUGGGUUGUGGGGGCUUUUGUGGAGGGGUGGUGCAGUCUUUCUAACGGGAGAUCUUGUUUACCUUUGGUGGGUGAGCCAGUCUAAUGAGCGACGUGUCAACAAAUUCAUGGAAAAAGGUACUCGACCGCAGGAUACAGUAUCGGAGGAUAAACUCAUUCCUCGGCCUGAAAUUGUAGAACGCCUCAAAAAAAUUUUUCAGCCGGGUGAAGAUCAUUCAUAUUACCAUGUUGUUUGUGGUGAACACGGGACCGGAAAGACAACGUUGACUGUAAAGGUGGCAAGAGAAAUUGGGAAAGGCGUCAUAUAUGUUGAUACUCCUGCCGACAUUGAAGAAUUUGGCAAUUCGUUUGGAAAAGCUCUUAAUCUUAUAUUUGAUGAAGAUGCCAUGUUAACAUUACGACUGAAGCGAAAAUUUUUUGGCUAUACCAAAGACGAAUUGGAUCCAAAGUGGAAGAGAGCUUUUAGAGCCUUUAAGCACGCUUCUGAAGUAUAUAAAGCGAAGCAUGGCAAACCGCCAGUUAUCAUUUAUGACAACAUUAGCCGAAUAUUUAAUGAGAACCCCAAAAUCCUAGAUAUCCUUCAAGAUGAUGCAAAGGAUAAUGCCGAUGAUAGUAAAUAUAUCGCUGUGUUUGUCAGCAGUGAAGGUUCGGUGCCUAGAAGAAUGGAAUCACGUAGUGCCUGGUCACGAGCAGAUAAACCGGUGAUGGAAAUUGGCGAUCUCAGUGAAAAGGAAUCAAUAGAUUAUCUGAUCAAUAAGCGCAAGAUCAACUCCGUAGAAGCAAAAAAAUUAUAUGAAUUGGUUGGUGGGCGUAUUGUGGAUCUAAAGUCUGUGGCGGGCAAAUUUCUAGCUGGUCAAUCCUUCGAAGUCAUUAAACAGCAAAUAUUAACUGAAGUCAAGAAGAAAUUUGGUUCUGCAGGUCUCCUUCGAAAUCAAUCACAUCACGAAGCAGGAAAGCAUGUGAUUAGUGCUUUGCUGGAUUCUAAAGAAAUUGAUACUGAUGUAUUUAGAGAAUUUUUCAAGGAUAAGGAAUUCGGUGAAGUUUUAGAAGCUAAUGUAUUUGCAUAUCAUCCAUCAAGAGAUACCGUGACCUUUCAGUCUCAAUCGGUAGAAUGCUAUAUUCGGGAAAACGCUAGCUCAAUUCUUAUUUCAGGAGAGAUGACACUUCGUGCCUGGACAACAGAAUAA
Molecule: messenger RNA, 1398 nt
Organism: Ambispora leptoticha
Lineage: Eukaryota; Fungi; Glomeromycota; Glomeromycetes; Archaeosporales; Ambisporaceae
Source: the annotation of a GenBank genome assembly